Molecule: messenger RNA, 3090 nt
Organism: Eremothecium cymbalariae DBVPG#7215
Lineage: Eukaryota; Fungi; Ascomycota; Saccharomycetes; Saccharomycetales; Saccharomycetaceae
Gene: BEM3
Product: GTPase-activating protein BEM3
Exons: 1
Coding region: 1-3090 (1029 amino acids)
Biological process (GO): regulation of GTPase activity; signal transduction
Cellular component (GO): cytoplasm
Molecular function (GO): phosphatidylinositol binding
Source: RefSeq, a predicted model, not a curated record
AUGGAUAACGAUUCUGACGCUGAUAACCGAUCAUAUUCAGGUUCUUCAACGCUGCAAUUACUAGCGCAAUACGAUAAAUAUACCAUGGAACGGGACCGAUCAAUUGAGAGCAUUGAGAAGAAUCGAUUUUCGGAGUCAAGCCGUCCAAGUUAUGACGAUCUUUUCAAGGAGAAUGUGAAGCUUAAAUUGCAGCUCAAAGAAACUCACUUGGAAAUUGAAUCAUUAAAGAGUAUCAUUGCUCAUUUUCAAGAUAGUGGACGGUUUGAAGCUACGAAGUUAGAACAACGGGAGCGUAGCGAACCAUCUGCAUUGAUUAGAGACCUGGCGCUGCCACCUAGGUCAGCUGAUAGGAAGAGGAACACAAAAAACUUGACUUUGGGUACGUCGAGUCCGUUAUUUGCUGAUCAUUUUUCAAGUGCCUUAAGUGGUGUAGCACUUAAAGAGUUGAGUAAUUCUAGUAGACUUUCAGCUUCGUCUAGCGUUCUCGCUCCUAGAUCGGCUGAUAUUCUCGUGAGUAGGUCAUCGCCAAUCGAAGAAAAGCAGCUGCUUUCUCCUAUGAAGGCCGUUUCACGAUCUAGUUCUACAUAUUCCACUGUGUUGGGCAGCCCUGCGACAUCGGUGCUAUACAAGACUUCCAGGAUAUCAAUUAACUCUCCUGCUAAAUCUUCAGCUACUAGCAAAGCUGCGUCAACUUUGAGUCUCCCUGACAAUAUUAAUUUUGAGAAUGAAGGCAACCAACUGUCACCACAAAAGACUGAUAGGGUAACUCAACUGAUAAAAAGCGAGCUGCAAGUAUUGCAGAGAGAGAGAGUUGAUAAGAGAUCUGCCUCUCGCUCUAAUUCCCCAGGUAUCUCAGUUGACAAAACUGGUAGCAGAAGCAGAAAACCUUCGGAUUUGUCUACAGGUACCAGAGCAGAUUUGGGCAAUUUUAAAGAUAUGGUAGACAACGUUUUUAAUGAAAACGACCAGGCAGUUGAAAGUAGUGUCAAUUCCUCCGAAGAUAGUAUCAAUAAGAGCAUGGAUCACCUGAACACCCCCAAUAUAUCGAUAAAAGAUGGUGAAAAUGUUGAAACCCCUUUAACUUUAAACAGAGGAGCUGCUUCUGAUGUAUACACACAGACUCCGUUCGUUCUCACUACAUCUACUGGAGAAAAGUUAGAAUCACCAGCGGCUUCAGCUAACACUGGACAUAUGGCAUCUCUAUCGUCCACAGGUAAAUUGCCCCAAGCCGCAACACCAAGUGCCGAUCCGCAUUUAAUGUCUGCAUCUGUUGAAGGGUCUACUCCGCAUUCCAACCAGGAAGUUCGGUCCGCCGAUGUCCCACUUUUUGUCCAACCGGAGGACCUUGGUACCAUAAAGAUGGAGGUCAUAAGUACUUUGUAUCACGAACCAGGCAAUUCGGCUAACAUACUUUUUAGCGUUAUUGAUCGAAAAUCCAGUAAAGAAAUGUUCAAAUUUGCAAAAACGAUUGAUUCCGUCAUUGAAUUCGACAUGUAUAUUCGCAGCAACAUGGAUUCAUUAGCUCUUCCACCGUUACCUGAUAAACAGUUAUUUGCCACCAAUAUUCCAGUAAAAGUGGAUACAAGACGGGAAAAUUUGAACGAUUACUUUUCUAGUUUGUUAUACAUGACGAAUCUGCUUCCCGGUCCAGCUUUAAAAUUGGCUGAAUUCAUAAGUACUACUCCGGUAAUGAAUCCGGUAAUGGGUGACUACUCCAAAGAGGGUAUUUUAUUAGUACGCAAAGCAAAGACACUAGGAAGUGCUGCAUCAUGGCGGGUUAGAUAUUGUACCGUUGAAGGAAACGUCAUGUAUUUGAACGAGCAAUCUUUCGUUACAGAUACAAUAAAGUUAGCCUACAGUACCAUAGAAUUGCAAGCGAACCUGCCGGAUGAUAGAUAUGGUACAAAAAAUGGGUUUAUCAUAAACGAGCAUAAGAAAAGCGGUUUGUCAAGCUCUACAAAGUAUUAUUUCUGUGCUGAGACAUCAAGAGAACGCGAACAAUGGAUUAGCGUGCUAACUAUAAUGUGCGAUGCUCCAGGAGGAGGAAAUCUGAAUGUUAGUUUCAACAAUAGGUCCGAGGCCUCCAGUCUGGUUGACCAAGGCAGUGCCAGCGAUUCAAGUUAUCUUGGGCCUAUUGCUAAUUUGGAAGUUAAUAAUGAUAUUAACUCGCCACCAAAAAUUCCAGAUGGUACAGGCAACAUUUGCAUCCCAGAGGACGAGAAAGAAGUAAAAAGACGGCGUAUGAAGUCUUUCUUUGCAUUUAAAAAGCUAAGUAACCCAGCGCCAUACAGUUCUGGUAAUGAUAACGUUUCGAUAUUUUCACAAGAUGAAGAGGUAAACUCAACUACCACAGGUACUGAAAGCACAAUCCAUAAAUCUUUGCAGUCAAUGCACUUAUAUUCGAACAAUAAGGUAGUUUUCGGCGCAGAUUUGAAGACAGCUCUUCAGUUGAGUUCACAUGCAUAUCAAGGUAGGUACGAAAUACCAAGUAUUGUCUUCCGGACUCUAGAGUUUUUAUACAAAAACCGUGGGAUCCAUGAAGAAGGUAUCUUUAGGUUGAGUGGAUCUAGUUUAUUGAUUAAAUCGUUGCAAGAGCAAUUUGAUAGGGAUCAUGAUGUGGAUUUAUGCAACUAUAACAAGAAUGUGGUUGUUAGUCCGGAAAACGAAAACCAAGGUGGCAUAUAUGUUGAUGUCAACACGGUUACUGGUUUGCUAAAACUAUAUUUGCGGAGGUUACCCCACAUGAUAUUUGGAGAUGAUGCAUUCUCUGCAUUUAAACAAAUUGUUGACAAACCUGGAGGGAAGGACACCAAAUUUGUAGCCCAGGAAUUUAAAACGCUAUUAUUCUCAGGAAAAAUUCCAAAAGAGAAUAUCUCUCUAAUGUAUGCAUUGUUCGAGCUAUUAGUUAAAAUUAACGACAACAACAAUAUCAAUAAAAUGAAUUUAAGGAACUUGUGCAUUGUAUUUUCGCCUACCUUGAAUAUACCUGUGAAUAUCUUACAGCCGUUCAUCCUUGAUUUCGGCUACAUAUUCCAAGAUAAGGCUUUAGUAAAUAAUGGACAGAAUGUGAAUUUACAUAUACCUCUAUAA